CUCUCACUCACUCACACACCUCUCACAGACACAGUCGUGCUUCUCUACCCAGGACUAUCAGCCUAACCCGGACCCAACGAGGUAGGACCCCAAACACGGCUACAACAUGUCGGAUAGUGGCUCUGCGAUCGACACGGACGUGUGGACCCUGACUCGGUUCGUGAUGGAGAAGGGGCGCCAGGUCAAAGGGUCAACAGGAGAGCUGACCCAGCUGAUCAACAGUCUCCUGACAUCCAUCAAAGCCAUCUCCUGCGCCGUGCGCAAGGCCGGACUCGCACACCUCCAGGGCAUUGCAGGGACAGUAAACACGACGGGUGAUGACCAGAAGAAGCUGGACAUCCUGUCCAAUGACCUGGUCAUUAAUAUGCUGAGGUCUUCCUACGGGACGUGCUGCAUGGUGUCAGAGGAGAACGAACAUGCCAUCAUCACACCCAAGGAAAAGAGGGGUAAAUACGUGGUGUGUUUUGACCCUCUGGAUGGCUCCUCUAACAUCGACUGCUUGGCUUCCAUCGGCACCAUCUUCGCAAUCUACAAAAGGAUUGACGAGACAUCAACUAACGACGCCACAGAGAAGGAUGCGCUGCAGCCUGGCAACAAGAUUGUUGCCGCGGGAUACGCCCUCUAUGGUAGCGCCACCUUGGUGGCCCUCUCCACCGGACAGGGCGUCGACUUCUUUAUGCUGGACCCUGCGAUUGGAGAGUUUAUCCUAACAGAGAAAAAUGUGAAGAUCAAGCCCAAAGGAAAGAUCUACAGUCUGAACGAGGGAUACGCCAAAUACAUGCACAAAUCCAUCAACGAGUACCUGAAGCACAAGAAAUACCCAGAGGACGGUAGCGCCCCCUAUGGAGCAAGGUAUGUGGGAUCUAUGGUGGCAGACGUUCAUCGCACAAUCGCAUAUGGAGGAAUCUUCAUGUACCCAGCCAAUGAAAAGAGCCCUAAGGGAAAGCUGCGUUUGCUGUACGAGUGCAACCCCAUCGCCUUCCUGAUCGAGCAGUGUGGAGGCGUGGCGACUACGGGAGAAGGGCGGGUCCUAGACGUGGUUCCAACCAACAUCCACCAGAGAGUUCCGUUUAUUGUGGGUUCUCCUGAUGACGUCAACGAGUUCCUCGACUUUGUCAAGAAGCACAAGUAGAACGACAACAAAACUUGAAUAAAAGAUAAAUACCAACAACAA
This is a messenger RNA of Salmo salar (Atlantic salmon), 1174 nucleotides long. It is a transcript of the gene fbp2, whose product is annotated as fructose-1,6-bisphosphatase 2. Lineage: Eukaryota; Metazoa; Chordata; Actinopteri; Salmoniformes; Salmonidae. Gene Ontology annotation, biological process: gluconeogenesis; fructose metabolic process; fructose 1,6-bisphosphate metabolic process. Gene Ontology annotation, molecular function: fructose 1,6-bisphosphate 1-phosphatase activity. The record is from RefSeq and is marked provisional. Gene Ontology annotation, cellular component: cytosol; cytoplasm.